CCAUUGUAAUUAAUAUAGUAGUUUCAUAGCAGUUUUUUUUGACUUCUUGUACUGGUUUCAUACCUGAUCAUCAUUGCUUGUAUUCCUAUAUAAAUCCUCCGAUUGGGAGAUGAAAAUAUCAAGAAAUUAACUCUAUUUUGGCAAAUUGCAUAAUAAGUUGCAUCAGAUAGAUGUUAUAUAUAUAUAUAUAUAUAUAUAUAUAUAUAUAUAUAUGUAACCAAGUAGAAAAGUUAUAUUUUUCUGAACCACGAGCAAUUCUACAGUGACUUCAAACACUCUCCAUGCCUCUGUUUUUAUCCAACCGAUUGAGUUUUGAGAUGCUCAAUUUGCAUCAUUAUGCAUCUAUACUCCAGUAGUUUCUGUUCCAUUAUUUCUUGAUGUUUUUAACAUUUAUUCCUUUUUUUAUCUCAGACGUCGUUGGAUAUAUUGUAAAUUUCACAAAUCGAAAGAAUGCAGAAAUAUUCCUCAAUGCGAACUGAGCUCAACGGGGGGAACUUGAGAACAGCAUUUCGGAGUCCCUCGAAUUCAGAAGGAAUUUAUUUGGUUGAUCCUCUAUCUAACAUAUCAAACUCAGGCAAGACUAAGCAGCCAUUGAAGCUAUUGUCCGUGGAGGGGCUAAAAAAGGCGCUAAGCGAUGGAAGUAAAGUGACUACAAAUACACACUCCCAAGGAUUAAGGUUUCUGGCUGCGGUCACAAGAAACCAUCUGCUACAACUACGGAUCCAUCCAGAGUCAUCAGAAACCAUCAAAUGGAUGUAAAAAGAAUGAAAAACGAAAAGGAGAAUACUUUGGCAGGAAAAACAAAGCCGGCCACAUUAAACAUGAUGGAAUUCGAUUACAUAAGCUCGGACGAAGGAUUCUGUAGAAAAAGGUAU
Molecule: messenger RNA, 875 nt
Organism: Pyrus x bretschneideri (Chinese white pear)
Lineage: Eukaryota; Viridiplantae; Streptophyta; Magnoliopsida; Rosales; Rosaceae
Exons: 5
Coding region: 451-759 (102 amino acids)
Source: RefSeq, a predicted model, not a curated record